Molecule: messenger RNA, 1404 nt
Organism: Sorghum bicolor (sorghum)
Lineage: Eukaryota; Viridiplantae; Streptophyta; Magnoliopsida; Poales; Poaceae
Exons: 1
Coding region: 16-858 (280 amino acids)
Source: RefSeq, a predicted model, not a curated record
AGAUCCUAACCGUCGAUGCCACCCAUCGGGCUCCUGGAUCCGACGGCUCAGAAUGCCAGCCAGCCAGCCAGCCACACGGGUCGCCCACCAACGCUCCCCGUACGAGCGGGCGCAGCGGAUCCCAGCUCGGCCACACCACCCCGCUGGCUGCUGCUCAUGAUAAAGAGGCGGCCUCCUCCCCCUCCUCCUCCUCGCGCUGCUUUGCUUUGCUUGCUUGCUUGUCCGUUGUCGCAGAGCUCGGGGAGAGAGAUGCCAAUGGAGAGGUCGGUGUCGUGCGCGGAGAGGGGGAGCAAGUACGGCGGAGGGGCGGGGAUGGACGUGCGGAGCUACAGCGCGUCGUACGCGCGGCCGCAGCCGCCGCGGUCGUCGUCGACCAGGGUGCAGCGCGCCAGGAGCGUGAGCGCGUGGGCGCGCCCGGCGCCGCCGCCCGUGCAGAGGACCGGGAGCGCCAAGACCGGCGUCGCCACGGCCGGUCGCCCCACCUUGGGGCUCAACCUGCGCUCCUACAGCGCCUCCUACGCGGCUUCCUACGGGCCCACCCUGCAGGUCGACGGCGGCGACGGCGCCGGCGCCGGCCAGGGCCAGCUCAAGCGCUCCGGCAGCGUCACCAACUGGACCUCCGCCAACCGCCGCUCCGUCAACCUCAGAGGGUACACCCCGUCCUUCGCCGCGCUGGACGACACCGCCGCCGCCGUCCCGGCGCCCAGGAAGGCGCAGGACGGCGCCGAGCUGCAGCGGAGGAAGCGGCUCGUCGUCUACAAGACGUACGACGUCGAGGGGAAGGUCCGGGAGUCGGUGCGCCGCAGCGUCAACUGGAUCAAGGGCAAGUGCUCCGGCAUGGUGUACGGCUGGUGGUGAUCGCGUCGCGCUACCUCCACCGUCGGCCGGCCGUCCUCGCCGCGCGCCAUGCCCGCCGCCACUGGUCUGUCCAUCAGAGUGGUACUACUACUACGUAUAUGAGUAUGAGUUGAGCGUUUCUUGGUGUAUGCUGUCAUCAGACAUCACCCGUAGACUCUCCUCCGAUCUUUUUUUUUUCCAUCUCCCUUGAUCUUUUUUGUUCUUGGAUGGAGUUAGGAAUUUUUUUAGGUUUACUACUUUUAGGAGAUGGAUGGAUUUGGUGGCAUGUAGCAUGAGCAGUGAAGCUUCUCUUGGUGAUUUGUGAGAGGGGGGUGGGUGGUGGUGACAUGGUUGUUGGGUUGGGGAUGAGAAAAUCCCAAGAGAAUGCUUCAGGCUGUGUGGUGUCUUACUCCUUUGUACAGAUAUAUCAUGCAUCUUUCCAGUCUACUAGUAUCUGGUCUAUGUAAAUUUAGAUGCUGUAUGUAUAUAUGUAUAUAUAGAGAAUAAGAUUUCUGUAAAUUACUACUACUCCUACAGGUAAUUUGCACCAUUCUCUUUCUUCUGUUA